Molecule: messenger RNA, 604 nt
Organism: Nymphalis io (European peacock)
Lineage: Eukaryota; Metazoa; Arthropoda; Insecta; Lepidoptera; Nymphalidae
Exons: 4
Coding region: 86-604 (172 amino acids)
Source: RefSeq, a predicted model, not a curated record
UAUUUUCAAUUAUUAUUAAUGUCUUCGAUUGAUUUUGUUGUAGGUCAGUUUUGUGUGCUUCAAUAUUGAUAUAAGACCAUUUAAAAUGUGUGAAACAAAUUCAUCAGUUUACGCGAAAAUGAAGCUCAAGGUUAUGUUAAUAGGAUUUAAUAACUUUAUACAAGCUCUUACAGGUUUUGGUUUUUCACUGUACGUUAUAGUAAUGGAAGACUAUAAGCAAAUGAUGUUUAAAUUUACUAGUAACUUGCAACAUGCAUUGAAUAUGAAUAUAGACAGUAACGUAAUUUACUUGGUCGCUGGAAUUAUCGGUGUUAUAUACUUAUUAGCGAUGAUCUUCUCCGUUCUUCUGGUUAUUGGAAUAAAAAAGAAUAAACCUGGUUUUGUGCUCGCUUAUUUUGGAUAUAGUACAAUGCUUACAAUGCUAAUAAUAUUAAGCGCACUAUUGGAGCUCAUUCAAUGUUAUUGGAUAAUAGCCAUUUGUACCACAGUUUUAUCAUUUUUUUACAUAUGGUCCCUCAGUACUGUAUACAUUGUAUAUGACAUGAUGCAGAAUGGUUUAAUAUUAAGCACAGACGGUCACAACCUUAUUGAAAACGAAUAUUAA